AUGGAGUUCAUAAGAAGUCAGAGAGGCGCUGCAAAGCUUUGUUAUGAAGGGUUCACGUACACGAAGAAAAAGGAGACGAAGUCGACGAUGCGAUGGGAAUGUUCCCAGCGUCGAACUCCACAUGUGUUCGACCAAGUUUUCACCGUGCGUGUGCCACUUGGAGAGACGUCGGGGACAGUAGCAUAUGCCUUGCUGCCAUCCAAGGACCAAACUUCGUACGAGGAGUGCAUGACAGCUGUACUGGAUGCUUGUCUGACUAGAGACAUCCGUCCAACUCCGUCCAAGGUCGUGUGCGACUUCGAGGUGGCCAUCCACAAUGCUGUUCGUCAGGUUAUGGCGAACGAUAUCCAGAUACAGAGUACCUGGCGUCGUAUACAGGGGGACGGCCUGCAGGUCCUAUACAGAGAGGACGACGAAAUAAGACAGUUCUGCGGACGACUCGACGGUCUGGCGUUGCUACCGACGGAUAAGGUGCUAGAAGGCAUGGCCAUCUUAAAGGACACGGCACCUGCAGCGCUGACUGGGAUCGUCGACUACUUCGACACUACCUACGCGAGCGGCGGAUUUCGGUCCGUGAGGACAGCUGACGGCAUGAUGCGCUUCAGGAGAACACCGCCCCGUUUCCAGCUAGAUAUCUGGAACGUACACGCUGCAACAGUCAGUGGAGAAGCUAGGACCAACAACCUGUGCGAGGCUUGGAACAAUGCGUUCCAAGUUUUGGUUGGGCACCAGCAUCCUUCUCUGUGGACUGUAGUUGACUGCUUCAUGAAAGACGCCGCUAUGGUGGAGACUGAGAUGUAUCGCGUGCGCAACGGUGAGCCUUCAAUUAAGCCGAAGAAGAAGUCAACAGAGCGAUACCAGCGGCGUCUGAAGACUUUGUGCGAGCAGGUGGCGAGUGGUGAGAAGAGUGUUUUUGAACGUUGUCGGCGGACUUGUGCGAUUGAAGUAGUGUUUGAGUGUCUUGUUUAUGUAAGAAUGCAUAUAUGUUUGAAUGUAUGUAUGAUUGUAACUGUGAAUGUAUAUAUGUAUGUAUGUAUGAAUGUAUGUAUGUAUGUAUGAAUGUAUGUUUUGAACGUUUAUGUAAGCAUGUAUAUAUUUUUUAAUGUAUGUCUGAAUGUAUGUAUGCAUGAUUGUAACUGUGAAUGUAUGUAUGCAUGUAAUGUGUGUAUUUAUGUAUGUAUGUAUGAAUGUAUGUUUUGAACGUUUAUGUAAGCAUGUAUAUAUUUUUUAAAUGUAUGUCUGAAUGUAUGUAUGUAUGAUUGU
This is a messenger RNA of Dreissena polymorpha, 1263 nucleotides long. RefSeq lists its product as uncharacterized. The record is from RefSeq and is a predicted model, not a curated record. Bases 1 to 1059 code for a protein of 352 amino acids. Lineage: Eukaryota; Metazoa; Mollusca; Bivalvia; Myida; Dreissenidae. The transcript has 4 exons.